Talaromyces atroroseus is the source of this 1239-nucleotide messenger RNA. RefSeq names its product TFIIH basal transcription factor complex p47 subunit. The record is from RefSeq and is a predicted model, not a curated record. NCBI's taxonomy places the organism in Eukaryota, Fungi, Ascomycota, Eurotiomycetes, Eurotiales, Trichocomaceae. The transcript has 4 exons. Gene Ontology annotation, cellular component: transcription factor TFIIH holo complex; transcription factor TFIIH core complex. Bases 1 to 1239 code for a protein of 412 amino acids. Gene Ontology annotation, biological process: regulation of transcription by RNA polymerase II; DNA-templated transcription; nucleotide-excision repair.
AUGGCCGAUUCCGACGAAGAGUAUGUAGGCUCUGAAGAAGAUGAUGACAUUGAUGCGCACAUCGUAUCGGGAGGAGCUGGAACGCGGGCUCGUCGGAAGAAGCAGCGCGGAGGCGCCGCGUGGGAGGUCUCCAGGACCUGGGAAUCCGUGGUCGAAAGUGCAGAUGGCACUAUCAGCUCGACUGUUGAGGGGCUGCUAGAAGCUGGGAAAAGGAAAAGGCUGCUCCGGGACACCACGCCUUUACAGCGAGGAAUCAUCCGUCAUCUCAUUCUAGUCCUUGAUCUUUCGCAAUCCAUGUCGGAGAAGGACAUCCGGCCAACACGCUAUCUACUAGCUUUACGAUACGCCCAGGAGUUCGUCAUUGAGUUUUUCGAACAAAAUCCUAUAUCCCAGUUAGGAGUCGUUGGCAUGCGGGAUGGGUUGGCAGUCCGAAUCAGCGACAUGAGUGGCAAUCCGACAGAUCACAUCACUGCAAUCCAUGCCUUGAGGUCAGACGAUCCGAAGGGGCUUCCAAGUCUACAGAACGCGCUGGAAAUGGCCCGGGGUGCUCUUUUUCACACGCCUAGUCAUGGCACUCGAGAAGUGCUCGUAAUUUUUGGGUCCCUCCUCUCUUCUGACCCCGGAGAUAUCCACCAGACUUUGAAGUCCCUUGUUGCGGACAAGAUCCGCGUGGGCAUCGUUGGGUUGGCUGCACAAGUCGCAAUCUGUCGCGAGCUUUGUGCCAAGACAAACGGGGGCGAUGACACUGUAUAUGGCGUAGCUCUUAAUGAGCAGCACUUCCGAGAACUGAUGAUGGAAGUGACAAUUCCCCCAGCAUCAUAUUCCUACCGGAAGGCUAGCAGCGCUCUUUUGAUGAUGGGGUUUCCGUCGCGAACAGUGGAGUCAUUUCCGUCUUUGUGCGCAUGCCACUCGAAGCCAUCCUGUGGAGGGUAUCUGUGCUCGCGGUGUGGGAAUAAAGUCUGCGGCCUUCCAGCAGAAUGUCCAUCCUGCGGCCUCACGUUAAUUCUCUCCACUCAUUUAGCGCGCUCCUACCACCACCUGUUCCCUUUGAUCAACUGGGUUGAAGUCCCCUGGAAGCGGGCAUUGCGCAGUUCCCAUUGCUUUUCCUGCGGCAUUGCAUUCCCCUCGGUGCCUCCAGAGGACCAGUGGAACGUCUCGGAAAAUCAGACGAAGGGAACUGCGAUCUCUUUGCACACGAGGUGGUUCAUAAUUGCCCUGGGUGUCAAAGCAGCAAUUUAA